AGUGCAUGCACAGUGCAGUCAGGGACAACCUUCACAAGCACACAGUUCAUUUCUCACGGAAACAAGUUACUGAAAAGGAUGGACGCCGGCAUGGACUUGCUCCACAGCUCCGGAGUGAGCAUGGUGCAGUACCUCCAGACCCACUACAGAGACUCCCAGAGCUGGUUCCUGUUCGUCUCCUUUGCUGCAGACCUCAGGAACACCUUCUUCGUCUUCUUCCCCAUUUGGUUCCACUUGAGCGAGUCGGUGGGAGUCAAACUCAUCUGGGUGGCCGUCAUCGGGGACUGGCUCAACCUCGUCUUCAAGUGGAUUCUCUUUGGACAGAGGCCCUACUGGUGGGUUCACGAGACCACUUACUACAGCAACUCUUCAGUGCCUCACAUUGAGCAGUUCCUAGUCACCUGUGAAACCGGACCCGGCAGUCCUUCGGGCCACGCCAUGGGUGCAGCUGGAGUUUACUACGUCAUGGUCACCUCCAUUCUGACCAUUGUGCUUCACAAAAACAAGCCCUUAAACACAAUCAAAAACUGGUGUGUGCGUGCUGUGCUGUGGUCAGUGUUCUGGGGUGUCCAGCUUUGUGUCUGUCUGUCCAGGAUCUUCCUGGCUGCCCACUUCCCACACCAGGUCAUCACAGGGGUAAUCAUAGGCAUGAUCGUAGCCGAAGCUUUCAGCCACAUCCAGUGGAUCUAUGGCGCCAGCCUGAAGAAGUACUUGCACACCACCCUGUUCCUGUUCUGCUUCGCUCUGGGUUUCUACCUGCUCCUCAGUGCUCUGGGAGUGGACCUGCUCUGGACGCUGGAGAAAGCCAAGAGGUGGUGCGUCCGAGCCGAGUGGGUCCACAUGGAUACCACCCCUUUCGCCAGCCUGCUCCGCAACCUGGGCACCCUCUUCGGACUGGGGCUGGCCCUCAACUCCCCACUCUACACGGAGAGCUGCCAAGGGAAGCAGGGCCACAGCGCCCCCUUCAGGCUGGGCUGUAUCGCUGCCUCACUGGUGGUGCUCCAUCUCUUCGACUCCUUCAAACCCCCCACCAAAAUAGAAGCCUUGUUUUACCUGCUGUCUUUCUGUAAGAGCGCAGCUGUGCCACUGGCCACUGUGGCCAUCAUUCCUUACUGCAUUUCCAGCAUGCUGAAUCGGCAUGACAGGAAGCUUUUAUAAAGCACAGACUAGCUACUAAUGUGGACAGGGUGCUACAAAGAAUAGGAUUUAUUCACCCUGUAAUGAGGUUUUAAAUUUGUGAGCUUUUUCCAUUCUCACAGAAUACUCUACACAAGUACAGCUCAACGACUGUUAUCUUUUGGAGUGAGUGUUGUUUCAUUUAUUCUACACACUUCCCCAGUCCAGCGAACAAGAUUGAUACAGACUGAAGGCUGCCCAACUUUACCCCAUAUCAAACAUAUCUAAGCUGAUACCUUGACAUGGCAAGAUAUUCUAGACGCUUUUUCUGCACUGAAUGACAGGUUUUCCCCAUGAUGUCAUCGGCCAACCAGAUGACUCUGCAGAUCAGAAGUGACAGCAAUAAUGAAGGGAAGGGAAACAUGGUAUGGCCCCUUCAUUGACAGAGACAGCAAGCUGUAAGUGCCAUGGCAAGGAAUGAGAGACAGACAGUCUAUGGGUGAUGGUGAAUGAAGCAUUGUAGAGGCUCUACUCUGUAUAAUUUCCUAUAAUAUUUCAUUAAUCCAGAACAUUAGUGAAAGAAUUAGGCCAAAGAGAAUAGGGUCGGUUGCCAUAAGACAUGAAAUAGGCACACUUUAAUAUUGUUUUACAACAUUAAUGACUUUGUGAGAAUUGUGUGCCUGUACUUUUCAAAUAAGUAGUGUAAACUUUGAAAUAGACAACCUAUGGACAAGCAUGGUUGAAAAUGAGAACAGUCUGAAAAGCUCAACGCCAUUUGCCACAUAUAUUUUAUUCAGAAAAACAAUUUGUUAAAUAUAUCUGAGUAAAGUACCUACAGCAUGUUGUUAUGCAAUAAAGAGUUAAUGAGGAGAAAAACAGUUGGAAACCUGUAAUAACUACAGGCACAUUGAGUUAACAAAGAGAUAUGCAGCCUCUAAUUAUAGCUAUUUUUGACUUAGUUUUUCCUAUUUAAAUAACUUUUUUUGAAGUAGCCAGCACCAUCUGGUAAUCUUCCACUUUAGAAACAGGUUUACUUCAGUUUUGUGAUCUACUUACUCUUUAAGAGUACGGUUGGGAAUAAGCGCUGAAGAAUGUAAAAUGCAAAAAGAUUUCACAUGUCCUAUAACACAUUGUAAAUACCUCAUUAACUAAUUACACAACUAUACGACACUUUUACUUGCUGUUUUCUGAUGAGCACAUGUGCCACACAAUAUGGAACAAUAUAAAAAACCACAAGAGGAGCGCUCUGCUUCUCCAAUAGCCAUCCAUGGCACUACUACAUGGUUUGCUUUUUAACCCAGAAAGCCAAUAUAGUAUUUUAGUGUGAGGUUGUUAGGGGGUAUUUAUUUGAGGUUCUUUGGGAGCUGCUUGUAAAGAUUGUAAAGCUUACAGCAGUUAUCACUGUUGUUAUCAAUAACCUCUCUUGGGUGUUUUGAGUUUAAAUGGCUUGCUUUUAUAAUAAUAAAAAAAUGUAAAACUAA
Messenger RNA from Acipenser ruthenus (sterlet), 2597 nucleotides. RefSeq names its product glucose-6-phosphatase catalytic subunit 1-like. Gene Ontology annotation, biological process: glucose 6-phosphate metabolic process; gluconeogenesis. Gene Ontology annotation, cellular component: membrane. The record is from RefSeq and is a predicted model, not a curated record. The transcript has 5 exons. Gene Ontology annotation, molecular function: glucose-6-phosphatase activity. NCBI's taxonomy places the organism in Eukaryota, Metazoa, Chordata, Actinopteri, Acipenseriformes, Acipenseridae. Bases 79 to 1158 code for a protein of 359 amino acids.